Messenger RNA from Pisolithus orientalis, 1842 nucleotides. RefSeq lists its product as uncharacterized. Gene Ontology annotation, molecular function: osmosensor activity. Bases 381 to 1397 code for a protein of 338 amino acids. Lineage: Eukaryota; Fungi; Basidiomycota; Agaricomycetes; Boletales; Pisolithaceae. Gene Ontology annotation, cellular component: extracellular region; site of polarized growth; plasma membrane. The transcript is spliced from 3 exons. Gene Ontology annotation, biological process: establishment of cell polarity; signal transduction involved in filamentous growth; osmosensory signaling pathway via Sho1 osmosensor. The record is from RefSeq and is a predicted model, not a curated record.
UGCUCCCGACUUCUGCAAUUGGGCCUGUCACCAGCGCAUUGCUUCCCUCCUCUAGUGGACAAUCAAGUGAUGGCUUGCUGCCGACCUCUGUCAUUGGCCCUGUCACCAGCGCAUUGCUUCCCUCCUCGAGCGAUCAGUCAAGCGGCGAUCUACUUCCGACAUCGGUGGUCGGAUCCCUUACAGACUCAUUGCUUCCCACUGUGACCCCUAGCAGCGGACUGCCUCUUACCUCGCUACUCUCAGAUAUAUCCUCCGUUCCCACCAGCGGCUUGCCAACGACAGUACCAUCUGUCACACCCACGAACACUCCUUCUUAUAGUGCAACGCCCACAAGCUCUGGUCCAGUUCCGACCGCAAUAACCUUCCCGUCUAAUAGCCCCAUGAGCCCGAUGACCAGUCAACCAACCACCAUCACUAAUACGAAUUAUAUGUACCUUACAAGUGUGACAUCGCUGCUGCUCGACACACCAACCCACACCUCGACUCUGCAGUUGACUAACCCUGACCAAGCAGCUACAACACUGACAAUCGCUUCGGCAGCUCCUACUAGUUCGCCUUCCACUCCUCCUCUCCCUAGUGGUUUGCCGAGUGUUAUUUUACCUCAACCACAGCUCAAUCUCAGCCUGGUUCCAACUGAUUAUACACUCAUCAAUGUUCUGUUUAACCAGUCGUUGAACUGGGAGUGGGUAGCAACGAAUGCUGACUCACCAGGCCAGAUUUUCGAAUACUUCCCUGAAGUCAUUGCCACCGCUCUAGGCAUUGGGGGUAGGCAUCUCGCUUUGGUCGAAAUUUUAGUGCUGACACCUGUUAUAGCUUCGCAAGUGAUGAAUUACGACUUGAUCGUAUACGAGCCUUCUACCUACACUAGCGACAAGGUGGACACGCUUUCCAGCCUAAUCGCCAACCAAAAAUCCGUGUUUUACACCGGGCAGAGUGGAGGUAUACCCACAACGCUGGCGGCUUGUGUCGACCCUAGCUUAGCCCUGGAUGCGAUCGCCGGUCCUACACCAGGAGGAAGCUCGUCUAGUAGCUCAGGAGGAUCCGAUGUCCGCAAGGACGCUAUUAUAGGCGUCGUCAGUUCCCUCGGAACCAUCGCAUUCAUGAUUGUCGGCUAUGUUGCCUACCGUUCUUACAAGCGCCGCCAGGAAGCUGGGCACAGACCUUUAACGGAGGUGGUCGGUGUGCGCCCGGAGGGCCAGGAAUUCGAUCGCGACAGCGUUGGUGGGCCAAGAAGGCGAAGCUUCUAUUAUGCCGAAGACAGUUUACGCGGUUAUCAAGGCGUACAUCCAGAAGACGAAACAUACGAUCAUCGUGCAUCUGUCAUGAGAGAUCGUCGUCCUAUUAUUCCAGCCGCGAUCUCUACACCGAUCCUGCGUGAGAGCACCAUGAACUGGUGAUACGUCCCUUCCUUACCAACUGGUCUACCUCCAACUCCUCUCGUUGCCUUGGUUUGUUGUCAUUUGGGGCUAUCUUGUUGUCACCAUCGCAUUUUAGAUUCCGAUGAUCACUUGGUGCUAUCUUUAUUUCACCUUUUUCCUUUUGUCAUUCUCAUCAAUAUAUCCCUCUACCUUUUUUGCUUGAUUUCGCCUAUGACCGGGUUCCAUCCACCUCAGUAAUUCUAGCUGCGUAGUUACGUUGCUACAAUGUCCGCUGGUGCAUAGGUUGGUCGGCUGGCCAGCGGAGGCCGCUUUACAAACGCCUCUCAUGCACAUUUCUUUUUCUAAUACGAUACACCACGGGCUGGCCUGCUUCGAUUGUAUUGCAUUGCUUACUACCCCUGUCCUCUUAGUAGUGGGUCAUUCCUGUCUCCUUCCCUGCGCUAUACACUGAUGAUUGGACAUC